Gallus gallus (chicken) is the source of this 2323-nucleotide messenger RNA. It is a transcript of the gene FZD1, whose product is annotated as frizzled class receptor 1. The record is from RefSeq and is marked provisional. Gene Ontology annotation, biological process: non-canonical Wnt signaling pathway; canonical Wnt signaling pathway. Gene Ontology annotation, cellular component: plasma membrane. Gene Ontology annotation, molecular function: Wnt-protein binding; Wnt receptor activity. NCBI's taxonomy places the organism in Eukaryota, Metazoa, Chordata, Aves, Galliformes, Phasianidae.
CGGCGGCGGCGGCGGAGGAGGCGGCGGCGGUAGUCGGAGCGCGGCGGGAGGGAGCUGCCGCCGGAGCGGGCAGAGCUGCGCGAGCGGCGGCCGGGGCCGCCCCGUCCCUGCCCUCCGCUCCCUUCAUGAGUCGCAACUUCGGGCCGGGAGGAGCAGCGGCGGCGGCGGCGCGGCGGCGGGAGCCCGGCUGGGCGGGCGGCACCGACUGAGCAUGGCCGAGCGGCGCGGGCCGGCGGGCGGCGGCUCCGGGGAAGUUGGCGGCGGGCGGCGGGCGGGCGGCGAUCGGUGCCCGCGGCGGCCGCCGGCGCUGCCGCUGUUGCUGCUGCUGUGGGCGGCGGCGCUGCCGGCCGGGGGGCAGCCCGCGGCGCAGCCCGCGGCGCUCAGCGAGCGGGGCAUCUCCAUCCCGGACCACGGCUACUGCCAACCCAUCUCCAUCCCGCUGUGCACAGACAUCGCCUACAACCAGACCAUCAUGCCCAACCUGCUGGGCCACACCAACCAGGAGGACGCGGGGCUGGAGGUGCACCAGUUCUACCCGCUGGUGAAGGUGCAGUGCUCGGCCGAACUGAAGUUCUUCCUGUGCUCCAUGUACGCCCCGGUGUGCACCGUGCUGGAGCAGGCCCUGCCGCCCUGCCGCUCUCUUUGCGAGCGCGCCCGCCAGGGCUGCGAGGCCCUCAUGAACAAGUUCGGCUUCCAGUGGCCCGACACGCUGCGCUGCGAGAAGUUCCCGGUGCACGGGGCCGGCGAGCUCUGCGUGGGGCAGAACGCCUCCGAGCGCGGCACCCCCACGCCCGCCCUGCGCCCCGAGAGCUGGACCAGCAACCCCCAGCGUGGGGGCGGCGCUGGGGGCUCGGGGCCGGGUGAGGCCCGCGGGCGCUUCUCCUGCCCGCGGGCGCUGAAGGUGCCCUCCUACCUGAACUACCGCUUCCUGGGCGAGAAGGACUGCGGGGCACCGUGCGAGCCCGGACGCCUCUACGGGCUCAUGUACUUCGGGCCCGAGGAGCUGCGCUUCUCCCGCACCUGGAUCGGCAUCUGGUCGGUGCUCUGCUGCGCCUCCACGCUUUUCACCGUCCUCACCUACCUGGUGGACAUGAAGCGCUUCAGCUACCCCGAGCGGCCCAUCAUCUUUCUCUCGGGCUGCUACACAGCCGUGGCCGUGGCCUACAUCGCCGGCUUUCUGUUGGAGGAGAGGGUGGUCUGCAACGAGCGCUUCGCCGAGGACGGCUCGCGGACCGUGGCGCAGGGCACGAAGCGGGAGGGCUGCACAAUCCUCUUCAUGAUGCUCUACUUCUUCGGCAUGGCCAGCUCCAUCUGGUGGGUCAUCCUCUCCCUCACCUGGUUCCUAGCGGCCGGCAUGAAGUGGGGCCACGAGGCCAUCGAGGCCAACUCCCAGUACUUCCACCUGGCCGCCUGGGCUGUGCCGGCCAUCAAGACCAUCACCAUCCUGGCCCUGGGGCAGGUGGACGGAGAUGUGCUCAGCGGCGUCUGCUUCGUGGGCAUCAACAACGUGGAUGCUCUGCGGGGCUUCGUGCUAGCCCCCCUGUUCGUCUACCUGUUCAUCGGCACCUCAUUCCUGCUGGCCGGCUUCGUGUCCCUCUUCAGGAUCCGGACCAUCAUGAAGCAUGAUGGCACCAAGACAGAGAAGCUGGAGAAGCUCAUGGUGAGGAUAGGGAUCUUCAGUGUCCUCUACACGGUACCGGCCACCAUCGUCAUUGCCUGCUAUUUUUACGAGCAAGCUUUUAGGGAACAGUGGGAAAGGAGCUGGGUCACGCAGAGCUGUAAGAGCUAUGCCAUCCCCUGCCCCAAUAACCACAGCAGCCAUCACCCACCCAUGAGCCCUGACUUCACUGUCUUCAUGAUCAAGUAUCUCAUGACCUUAAUUGUGGGCAUCACCUCAGGCUUCUGGAUCUGGUCGGGGAAAACGCUCAACUCCUGGCGGAAGUUCUACACCAGGCUCACCAACAGCAAGCAGGGUGAGACCACCGUGUGAGCCCACAGCCGGGCUGGAAAACUGCGGACUGCUGGCGUUCCUGCAGAGGAAAAGUCAGGUGGGGAACUCUGCGCUUGGGACAGACUUGGGGGUUUUGUUCUCCUUUUCCUCUCUCUUGCUGUCUCCUGUAGGAACUGAACGUACUGUGAGGCUGGGGGAGAGAGAUGUAAAUAACCUCUGUAAGAUUUUGUAAGUAUAUUUGUAUUUAAAUUACAAAAACAAAAAAACAACUCACUUUUUUAAUUAUUUAGGACAUUUUUAACCCGUUUGCAGAUUUUACUUCCUUGCCACCGCUUGUUUUUUUUUUUUUUUUUUCCUAACUUUAAAGAAAAA